Meloidogyne enterolobii is the source of this 634-nucleotide messenger RNA. Lineage: Eukaryota; Metazoa; Nematoda; Chromadorea; Rhabditida; Meloidogynidae. The record is from the annotation of a GenBank genome assembly.
AUGCAAGGUCCUCCUGGAAUACGGGGCUCUGUUGGAGACCGAGGGUCUGAAGGGAAUGCUGGAUUGCCUGGACCUCCUGGACCCCCAGGAGAGCCUGGAUAUCCUGGUUCAUGCCAACACUGUCAAGGAGGAGCCAAUGCCGGAGUCCUUUUACCUUCUCCAUCCGCAUAUGAACAACAGCAACCUCCUUCCUCCCCCUCAACAUCAUCUCCUGUUUGGAAGUCUUUAGAUAAUUCCCCUACAUACUCCGCUUCUUAUUCGGGAAAUGAAAAGGGACAUGCACCUAGUGCAAAACCUGAGGGAUCCAAAUCAGAAAAUUCUUUAGCGCUUGGGGUGGCUCAGAAAGCGGUAAUUUAUUCAGAAGGAAGAAAACAACAUAUUGGGGAAACUAAUAAACAAAAACAAGAAGAAUUUCUUUGGAUUAAUGAAUAAAUUUUAAUAAAAGCGGUUCUGAUGUUUUAGGGGUAUAAAUGCCCUCAAGGGCGCCGUUCAGCCUUCGUUUUUUGGUGUUUCGUCUUUGUCCUUCGCGUUUUAAGUUAACUGUCGUGUUUCCCCCUUUGUCUUUCACUUGUAAAAGCGAAAGACGAAACACCAAAAAAGCGAAACUUAGACGAAAGACGAAACUGACACGUCU